This is a messenger RNA of Chrysochloris asiatica (Cape golden mole), 1606 nucleotides long. It is a transcript of the gene BBS4, whose product is annotated as Bardet-Biedl syndrome 4. The transcript is spliced from 17 exons. Lineage: Eukaryota; Metazoa; Chordata; Mammalia; Afrosoricida; Chrysochloridae. The annotation marks the transcript as partial. Gene Ontology annotation, biological process: cilium assembly; protein localization to cilium. The record is from RefSeq and is a predicted model, not a curated record. Gene Ontology annotation, molecular function: protein binding. Gene Ontology annotation, cellular component: ciliary basal body.
GAAACCGGCGUCUUCCGGUCGCGCAGUGGUGGGCGGAGCUAAGAUGGCCGAGGAGAGACCGGAGACGAGAACUCAGUUUCCUGCAUCUGUUGAAUCUCAAAAACCUCGACUGAAAAAAGCUCCAGAGUUCCCUGUUUUGGAGAAGCAUAACUGGCUGAUCCAUCUGCACUACAUCCGGAAGGAUUAUGAAGCUUGUAAGGCUGUUAUCAAAGAACAGCUUAAGGAGACUCAGGGGUUGUGUGAAUAUGCCAUCUAUGUGCAAGCAUUGAUAUUUCGCCUGGAAGGACAUAUCCAGGAAUCUCUAGAACUCUUUCAGACUUGUGCCGUUCUCAGUCCUCAGUGUGCUGACACCCUCAAGCAGGUGGCCAGAUCAUUAUUUCUUUUGGGAAAACAUAAAGCUGCUGUAGAAGUAUAUAAUGAAGCAGCCAAGCUUAAUCAGAGAGAUUGGGAGAUUUGCCAUAACCUAGGGGUUUGCUACAUUUACCUGAAGCAGUUCAACAAGGCACAAGACCAGUUGCACAAUGCUCUACAGCUCAGUAAGCAUGAUCUGACGUUCAUAAUGCUGGGGAAGAUUCACCUGCUGGAGGGAGACUUGGACAAGGCCAUCGAAAUCUACAAGAAAGCAGUGGAGUUCUCACCAGAAAACACAGAACUUCUUACAACUCUAGGAUUACUCUACUUACAGCUUGGCAUUUACCAGAAGGCAUUUGAACACCUUGGAAAUGCACUGACUUAUGACCCUACCAACUACAAGGCCAUCUUGGCAGCUGGCAGCAUGAUGCAGACCCACGGGGACUUUGAUGUUGCCCUGACCAAAUACAGAGUCGUGGCUUGUGCCGUGCCGGAGAGUCCCCCACUCUGGAAUAACAUUGGGAUGUGUUUCUUUGGCAAGAAGAAAUACGUGGCAGCUAUCAGCUGUCUGAAACGAGCCAACUACUUGGCACCCUUCGACUGGAAGAUUCUAUACAAUUUGGGGCUCGUCCACUUGACCAUGCAGCAGUAUGCAUCAGCUUUCCAUUUUCUUAGUGCAGCCAUCAACUUCCAGCCAAAGAUGGGAGAGCUCUACAUGCUCUUGGCUGUGGCUCUGACCAAUCUGGAAGAUGUAGAGAAUGCCAAGAGAGCCUACGCAGAAGCAGUCCGCCUAGAUAAGUGGAACCCUUUAGUGAACCUGAACUUCGCUGUACUGCUGUACAACCAGGGAGAGAAGAGGAACGCCCUGGCCCAGUACCAGGAGAUGGAGAAGAAAGCCACCCUGCUGAAGCACAGCAGCUCUCUGGAAUUUGAUUCGGAGAUGGUGGAGAUGGCCCAGAAGUUGGGAGCAGCUCUCCAGGUUGGGGAGGCACUGGUUUGGACUAAACCAGUUAAAGAUCCCAAAUCAAAGCACCGGAGCACAGCAGCCCUCAAACCAGCCAGUGUCCAGCAGCCUCUGGGCUCUAAUCAAGCUCUCGGACAGGCAAUGUCUUCAGCAGCUGCCUACAGGAAGCUUCCGGCAGGUGGUGGAGGCACUUCCCAGCUCACAAAGCCACCGUCUCUCCCUCUGGAGCCAGAGCCCGCCGUGGCAGCCAAUCCAGCUGAUGCUCCAAUUAGGAAGCAGAAAAAAGAUAAG